AUGAAGUCUAGUCGGGGACCUCUAUCCCAAAGGCUCGGUGAGCAGGCCCGGGAUUCUGCUCUCUUUGCUCUCGAUGUCGCUCAAGAUCCUCAGCUGUACAUGGACCGCGGAUGGGAGGCUUCUCGGAGAUACUUCUUCUCCGUGAUCUUUAUCGCCAUCAUCGUGUCCAAAUGUUUCCAUAUCCUAGUUCACCUCAAGUCGUUGACUGUGCUCUCGUUCCUCUUCUGGGGUCUGUCCUUCUUCCUGGUUGAUUUCGUGCUCAUUCUGGUCGCGUGCGCCCUGGCGCGUUCCUUCAGGUAUCCGUUAUGGCGUUACCUGGCUGCCUUCGCCACUGUCCUGUGGAGUUUGUAUACCGCAUCGAUGACCGCCGCCAGUAUUUCCUACUACUUCCACGUCGGGCAUGAGAUUCACUGGCGCAACAUCAACAAUUUCCACCAUGAUAAGCCUACUGCCUGGGCGGUCUUGACCGCAUUGGGCUUCGCAAUCAUCAUUGAUGUGUUGAUCUACAUCGCGGCCUACUACGCAACCCCGCAUCUCUUCCGUAUCACCGAUGCCUACCUCGCAACCUGGAUUUCCCUUCUGCCCGCCAAAUACCGCUGCACCCGCCGCAAGGCCCACACUCUGCCGGAUCCUGAGAUAUAUGAGCAGAUUGCGAUCGAUGACUAUGAUGAGAACCACGAGUCCGCAGGAUUGCUGGAGACACCCGAGGACCAGCCUCAGGCCUCGCUCUCACCCGAGAAAAAGAGUCAGCCGAUGCUCAAGCGUGGACUUGUGAUUGCGUGCACUGUGGCCAUCCUACUUCUGCGUUUCGUUCGCCCCUCUGAUGCGACCUACGAGUUCCUCUCGGCCACUCUGCCGCUCGCGCCGUUCAAGGGCCUCAUCUAUCGCCCCAACCAGGGAAGCGUUGCCGAGCUGCCGGGCGAUUUCAGCUGGCUGGAAGGCAAAACAGCCUUGGAUGACUUCCCAGCCUUUGAUUGGCUUCGCACUGAUGAUUCCUCUAAUGGGUUUGUGGAAUGGUCUCCUUUCAAAAUCAACCACACAGAGCACUUCCAAAAACACUACAACCCGGCAAAGGACCCAUUGCAUACGAUCAACCUGGACCAGGAGAUCUUGGAGCCUAUCCGGGAGGUGCUCCAGAAUGGCACUGUCAAGAUCAAGCAUGUCAUCGUCAUCAAACUGGAGAGUAAUCGCCAGGAUGUGUUCCCCUUCCGCUCGGACUCUUAUAUCAUGAAGCAUAUCAAAGAAUCUUUCGACGGUGAAAUUCCCAAGGAAGUUCUUGAUCGUCUCGGAACGCUUACUCCCAUGGCUCAGCGCUUCACUGGCUUUGAGACUGGAUUUGAAAGCAGCGAGAAAUUGCAGCCUUUUGGUGGAAUCAGUGCCAAGAAUGCCUAUACAUCUGGUACCUACACCAUGAAAAGUCUGACGGGAACUGUGUGCGGUGUGAACCCUAUCGCUGUAUUCAACAACCUUGAGUACUAUCACGAUAUUUACCAGCCCUGCUUGCCGCAUAUUUUCAACUCAUUGAGUGCCCAGCCGAACAAGACUACUGAGACAGAAGAUUGGAUGUCCUGGCCAUGGCACACCAUGUGGUUGCAGUCUCACUACGGUACUUGGGACAAGCAAUACGCCCUUACCCCGGCCAUGGGAUUCUCGGAGGUCAUGGACAAGGAGUUCCUGGAAGAGUUCAAUGACAAAUAUCUGCCAGAGGAGAAGCACGACCACGACUACCCGGACAAGACCCUGAACGGAUAUCUCCGGGAUGUUAUUACCGAGGCGAAAGAGAAGAAGAGACGCCUCUUUUUGACUCAUCUCACCCACAACACUCAUACUCCGUACUACAAGCCUGGUGACUAUGAGGAACUGUUCGGAAACACAGCCGGAUGGAACGAAAAGAUCAACAGGUAUCUGAACACCAUCGUCUACCAAGAUGAAUGGUUGGCCGAUAUCAUGCAAAUCCUGAACGAAAACGACAUGACCGAUGAGACCUUGCUUGUUAUGGCUGGUGACCAUGGCCUUUCACUUCCCAACGACGGUGGUGUGACAGCCAACCACGACCCACACGUCGGCAGUUUCCACGUGCCCCUUCUGUUCUCUCACCCCAAGCUGCCCCAGAUUGAAGUCGACAGCGCUGUCCUCUCGACCCAGAUCCUUCCCACCAUCCUCGACCUUCUCAUUGAAUCGGCCUCCAUCGACGAGCAUGACACCAAGAUCGUCAAGGAUCUGCUCUCCAUGUACGAAGGCCAGUCCAUGCUCCGCACCCUCAUUCCAGAGCAAGAUGGCAAGCACGAAUGGCACUUCUCUACCAUGAACCCCGGCGGAACCUGGGUUUCCAUGCGCGCAGCCGAGCAGCCAUACCGCCUGGUUGUGCCCUUGAUUUCCGACGCCCCCUGGCGAUUCACCGAUGUCGUCGCCGAUCCAUUCGAGCUCCGCCCCGAAGAGCAUCUAAACAUCGUUGACCUUCACGACAUUGUGCAAACGCGCUACGGCCCUGCCGCCGCAAAGUGGCUCUCCGAGGCUGCCCACGUAUCCCAGUGGUGGAUCGCAGAGAAUCAUUUGCGCUGGGGAUACAAUGCCACAUUGGAGGCAUAG
Penicillium salamii is the source of this 2589-nucleotide messenger RNA. Lineage: Eukaryota; Fungi; Ascomycota; Eurotiomycetes; Eurotiales; Aspergillaceae. The record is from the annotation of a GenBank genome assembly.